GGGCGAAGCACAGCAACACCGCGGCAGUAUACGUAUUUAUACAUAACACAUGUAGGUCAAUGGAAAAAUGGCUUAGCAGCUCAUAUCGUGGCAAGAAAUAUAUUUUAAUUUAAAUGGCCUUCAGUGAUUUGUGCAAAAUAAGUAAUGCGUACAAAGCCGUCGAAAAUGAACCAGACCAGUCGGAACGCAUUAUGGAGGAGAACUCGAUGGUCCGCGACCUCAUCACAAAGAUCCUGGAUGAAGGGACGGGCCCUACAGAACCGCUCAGCUCGCCAGAUAAACCGCUAAGCACAGGAUUAUCAAACACACCACAAUACCCGAAAACAUCAUCCAGUAACUUCAUACCACCAUCGUCGUCCUACAACACUUACCAAGAUAACUACACCUUCCCGCAGUCAGAACAAAAUGGAUACAACUUCAACAUCCAAAAUGGUUUCGGCACUAACGGCUUCGUCAAUUAUGAGAACGACGUCAGCACUUUACUCGGCAUUGAGCCAAUGGCGGAGCCAACACCGGAGGUUUCGCCUGAACAGCUGAAUUUACUUAGACUAGCAGCACAAGAAAUAGGCGGGGCACAAUUCAAUAAUCCCACACCAAAAUUUGACAACUAUAACUUCUUUGAACCAAGCCAAAGGAACUCACUGCCAGAGACCAACAUGUUUGCUGCUAACAACUUCAACAGACCAAACAGCCUCAAUCUAGACUCGCUAAACUACAAUGCGAAUCUUCUAGACUCAAAUCCGUACACAAAUAACGCUCAAAGAUUCCCAAAUAAGUUCUCCGAAGCUUUUCUAAAGGAGGGACAGAAUACUCAAGACUCAGAUUUGUUGGGUUAUUUAAACCAGUUAAACAUGUCGGAUAGGCCAAGAGAAGAGAACAUGAUGCAAAACAACAUGGCCGACUUUAAAAUGCCAAUGGAAAUGAACGGCCAUUUCAACGAAGAACACUUCAACAAAAUGGCCGCCGACGAAAGAAGCAAAAUGUUCUUCAAUCGCAACUUCAACCAACCGCCUCAGAAGAACUUUAACGGCGAAAACAAUUACUACAUAAACGAAAUGAUGAAAAACAUGGGAAGUCCAGAUAAGAACUACCAGAUUGCUCAAAACUUUGACUUUAACAACCAGUCGGGGCAAAUGCCAAAUAAUUUUAAGCCCAACGGUUUCCAACAACCAAAUGAGUUUAUGCAACGCCGUGAUGUGAACCAAAUGAUGCCAAGAGAGGGGUUUCAAGGGAAUGGGCCUAUGAACGAACAAAGGGGUAACUUUGGUAACAAUGACAACAUGCAACAGGCAGCUAUGAUGAGGCAAAACCAGGAAUUGGCCCGACAAAUGAGUCUUCUUAUGAGGAAUCGACCGCCACCGAAUCAGUUGAAUGUAGAUGUGUCGUUUCUACAUGAGAAUGCACCAUUUAAUAUGGGUCUAGGAGCCUUACUAGGCCCGAGUCCGCCCGGCCCGCCGCCCGUGCUCCCGUCUCCCAUGCUAGACCUGCCGCUACUCGCGCCCUUCUAUGCUAUGAGGAAUAUGAGAACAGCCCAAACCUCCUCAGCCAUCCUCCACCACCACCUAGACACGUGCUACGAACAAUGGCGUCAGUUAGAGCGAGAGCGAAAGCGAACGGAAGCCCGGCUCGCUCUUUCUUACCCGGGCCGGGCGGUGUCGUCGUGUAACUCGAUCCCCGUGCCGCGCCUGCCGCCUUGCCCCACCCGCGUCGACCGGCUCACCGUCGACAUGCUAAGGGAACACACCAAGGUGCUAACGCUAAUGGGCAAGAUGGAGACACUCCGCGCUAGCGUGUGCGUCGCUCAGAACAAGAAGUCUGAGGUGAAGCUGACUGUGCUGAAGAGAGGGCAAGACGACGUGCCUAGUGAUAAGGAGGACACUAAUAAUAUGCAUAUAGCACCUCACAGCGAAAUAGAAAGCGCCAUGCUAGCCUGGCGAAGCGCCGUGGCGGGAGUGCAAGCCGCGAGACGACGCGAGCUGCAAGCUUCCCACCGGUACAACAACUCCGACCCGAUCCUCCAACUAGCGGACGCAGUAAAACAACUGGCCCAGUGCGCGCGCCGAGCCCGCUGCGCCAUGUGGUGCGACCUCACUGUGACCGUGGCUCUAGCACCGCACUCUAAUACUCCUGCUGUAGUGAACGACAAGCCCCAAGCGACCGCUCAGGCGUCUCCGCAGAAGACUCAAGAGGCGAGCAGCCAGCCGGCGACCAAACAGACCAAUAGUGAUACCAAAGAGGAAAAACCGCAAACCGACUCCUCAACAAAGCCCGACGCUAAAACCGAAGCCAACAACAAAACUGCCAACAAACAGCCUGAGAAAACCGAACAAAAGCCUCAACAACGUAGAACUCAGAACUACAGACACAAGGUAAACCAACAACAGGGCCGUAUAGACUUCUACGGGAAGAACCAAAGCUAUGGAGGCACCAGGUUUAUGCAUAACCGACACCCGUACCAUUAUUUGGCUACUGGGCCCAUUAAUUAGACGUUUGUUGACAACAUGCUGAGCGAGUUAGGUUUGGUUUUAAACAUGUUUGUCAAGAUUUAGUGAAGGCUUGAAUUGUUUUGUAAAGAAAUGCUCCUUACUCGACAUGAAAUAAGGGCACAUUUUGUACAAGGAAAUUCAAGUUUUGACUAGUUUUGCAAAUGUCUUUAAAAUCGGUCUUGUUGUGGUAUUAAAUUGUGAAGAAAUUAGGGAUUUGGUUCUCUGUAGGUGUAGGGAACAUUUUGGCAUUAUCCAGUUGUCUUUUGAGCUAGGGGGUAUUUUUGUGGGUUCUUAGGUCGAUAGGCGUAAAAUGAUUGGGAUUGCAUGCAUUCUGAUUGCCUUGAACGAUUUCUGGAUAGCUGGAUACAUUGUUAGGUUGUAAGAUUGAUUGUGAAAGCGGCAUUGUGCCUUUAAGAAUGUUAGGCAAACUCUCAUUUUGCCUUUGCCCAUAAGAAUGUUGGGCAAAGUGGCAUUUGUUGGUCUAAAGGUUCGUCUAGAUAUGACCCCAUAAGUUUUAAUGUGAAGUCAAUUUUUUCAGUGUUGCAAGUUCUGUAGGCUGAAAUCGACGUUUAGCUAAUGCAAUUUUGUAUGUCUUUGAGGGAUGUUUUCAUAUUUAUUUCGAGUUGAUUUUGCGGUUGUAGGUACGGUUAAAUAAUGUGUUUAAAAUAUUGAUGUUGAGUGUUAGAUUUUUAAGCGCAAAGCUAAGGCAUUUUCCUGAUCUUUCUAAUACUUACAGAUUUUGUAUAUUUAACGUGCAGUCUACCUAUAUUCUUGCUAAUUUUAUUUAUACUCCGACUUUGAGGCAACUUAUAUUCUAAUACCGUCGCUUUAAGAUUUAAAAUGGUUUGUUAUUAUUAAAAAUCUACCACUCAAACGUAGGUCUGUUGAAAAUGUUACUGUAAUGGGUCGAUGCAAUCCUACUUCAUAUCAACAAAAUAAUAUAUAGUAAAAAAAUACUUUAAAAUACACUUUUGAAGAAUCGGAGACGUUUGCAUGCAUUUAUAAAAUGUCUUUGCGUACACAAAAAUAAGUAAAAUA
Messenger RNA from Plutella xylostella (diamondback moth), 3524 nucleotides. RefSeq lists its product as uncharacterized. Gene Ontology annotation, biological process: meiotic cell cycle; male meiosis I; mRNA stabilization. NCBI's taxonomy places the organism in Eukaryota, Metazoa, Arthropoda, Insecta, Lepidoptera, Plutellidae. The record is from RefSeq and is a predicted model, not a curated record. Gene Ontology annotation, cellular component: nucleus; cytoplasm.